AAAGUAUUUAAAUAUAUUUGUAAGAAAGACAACAGACAGUACAGCCUUAUAAUUAUUUACAAUUUGCAUUUUGCUCGUGAGCUGCAUACCAAAUUUAAAACUGGAGAAAACCGAUUUGUUUACAUGUUAUGUCCACGUUGCGCCUUAGCCAAGAGGAACGCGAUCAUUUGGCGUUACUGCAGCGUCCGGCCAGCGAAGUCGUCGAACUCUGUAAAUCAGCAUUCGAUUAUCUGGUGAAUGGACCCAACUUGGAGCGCUACGAGUUGCUGGCCAAAAAGUGUUCCGGCAGCGUGGAGAGCGCCACAGUUCAACAUGCGGUGGAGGCAUUGAUUUCACUGCUAAUUCAUGUAACAACAAAUACGAGCGAACACUCAAAUAUACGCCAACUAUUGCCUGAACUGGGUGAGGACGUCCAGGAGGUGCUCGAGCAGUUUGUGAACAGCAAACGCAGCUUUGUGGAGGGUUCUAUUAAGUCGGCCAACAUACGAGCCUAUCGCCUGGUUAACCUGGAGUGGCGCCUCGAGGUGCGUACAGCAUCCCGUUGCCUGCUGCAGCAGUCAAAUGUGGUAAUUACCAUGAAGCUGUAUUUGCACACGGAGCCAAAAAACGAGAAUCGAGAGCUGCUAGAGAUCGACACGACGGAACGUAGCGAGCGGGAGCUAAGUGCCAUGCAGGAAGAUGAACGGCGGCAUCGUAAGGAUCUAUUGGUGCAGACGGAUGUCAGCAGCUUGCUACACAUGAUCAGAUCGCUGGAGGAUGCCUUGGCCGAGUCGAAGUCACGUCGCAUUCGAAACAUUGUAGACGCCAUACACUAAGUAUAAUAAUUUAAAGCUAAACUAGUUUGCUAAGUCAAGAUCUUAACUAAAUGUAUAUUAUGUAUUUUAAGCUGGACCAAUUUAUUACAAACUAUCAAACUAAA
Molecule: messenger RNA, 919 nt
Organism: Drosophila sulfurigaster albostrigata
Lineage: Eukaryota; Metazoa; Arthropoda; Insecta; Diptera; Drosophilidae
Exons: 2
Coding region: 129-815 (228 amino acids)
Source: RefSeq, a predicted model, not a curated record